Molecule: messenger RNA, 2409 nt
Organism: Papilio machaon (common yellow swallowtail)
Lineage: Eukaryota; Metazoa; Arthropoda; Insecta; Lepidoptera; Papilionidae
Exons: 6
Coding region: 385-1845 (486 amino acids)
Molecular function (GO): ATP binding; ATP-dependent chromatin remodeler activity
Source: RefSeq, a predicted model, not a curated record
UAUUUCAUUUAUUUUUACGUUCAAAGAACUAAUCGGGUUUUGAGACGUUGUGUAUUGAAUACUUGUAAAGAAUGUGCAUUAUAGAUAAGUUAUAUUGAGUAAACAUUAAAACUAUUGUGUAUAAAUUGAGAAAUAAGAGUUUAAAACGUUAUCCAUGUUUUGGGAUCAUGUAUAUCGUAAUAAACACAUCAUGCAGGAGUUUGAAGACUUAGAAGUACAUAAAACGAGUGUUCCUGUGUUUUUGGCGCUUUUCUAUCUCGAAAUGCUGUAUAUUUUAAUCAUGACAUUGUCCAUUCUAUGUCAAUUGAAUAGAAACUCGUCUUUAUAAUUUUUUUUUAGCAUUACAAACCAGUGACGUAAGUAACAUAUUAAAAGAGCUUUGAAAUGACUGAUAUAAAGAAACCUUUGAAAGAACGACUAUAUCUUGAUAGAAAGGGACAGAGGGAGGUGUAUGUAAACUCUUAUCAUCUCGCUCAGCAUCAGAUCGAAGGCAUUAGAUUUUUGUACCGACAAUAUAUAAAGAAAAAGCCUGGUGUUAUACUAAACAAUCCAGAAGGUUAUGGUAAAUCAAUACAAGUUGCUUUAUUCCUGGAUGCAGUACGAGAAUUAAUCAUAAAUCCAGUGUUAAUAUUGUGUGAAGAUGAUAAUAAAGUAAACAAUUGGAAAAAAACUAUAAUAAAAUGGACAAAAUAUACUGAAGAGGAUAUAGUGGUGGACUCUAGCAAUGUGUAUGUUAAAAAAUCAAUAUUUCUUAAGAAAGGCACAUACUUGGAGGCACCUUACUCUCGUCGUGAUUGGAGUGUAGUGGUAGUGAAGAGUGACUUUAUACUAAAGCAACUUUUGAAAACACCUAUCAAAGACACAUUUAAGAUCUGGUUAACUACAAUAGACAUGAGAAAAGAUCUAGAAAUGUUCAAUUCAAUCUAUUGUUGGUUGUAUUCUGAGAAAAAGUUUGAUAUCAACAAAUAUGUUGAUUCAAUAUCUGAUGUCGAAGGACUGCCACUGGUACGAGCUAAACUAAUGAAUUCAUUUCUAGAAGACAUUGUUAUUAUGAAGAAUGAUUUUAAACCUACAAACAUACCAGAGGUAUACAAGCAUAUGAUCAUACAAUUUUUUUUAACACAUUCAUUGAUAGAAGAGAAAACAUCACCUAAUAUUAAAGUUUCGAGAAAAAAUAAAGACGCUACCGGCACAAAAAUAAAACGUUCUAAAAAGGCAAAAGAAUCAGAUACUGCCACUGACGGAAAUAAUGGUCUUGAUACUUUUUAUACUUUUAAUGGUCUUGAGACUUUUAAUACGAAUCAUGUACAUAAUGAUCCUAAUGCAGACUCACUUAAUGCCACAAAUUCUAAACAAGACUGUAAAAUAAAUGAUAAUAUGGAUUAUGAAACGAAUAACAUUGAUGAAGACGGAAAUUUAGAUGUUGAACAUUUUAUAAAAGAAAAAGAACCAGUUGAAUGUGAGGAAUAUGACUUUCUGAACGAAAGUAAUUCAACAGAUACAGAAAAUCUAAGCUUUACUAAUGCACUUAAUGAUGUUGUUGAAAAUGAGAAUGAGGUGAACGAUUUGCAUUCAGAAAGCAUUCUUGAUGAUGAAGUAAUAAUGUGUUGUGAUGAACAAACUAAUACAAAUGUCGAAAAUAUAGAUAAAAUAGAAAGUCAUGAUUUAUCUACAUCGCUGUCAUCAAAAAUAAAAGGCACAGUUAAGGAUAAAAAGUGUACAGAUCUCAAAACGGCAGACAUUUUGAAGAGAAAUAAUAAAAAAGAUAUAAUUCAAGCCAUCACAGAAAUGGAAGAGCAAGCUAUGAAAAAGUUUAAAAAUACAAUUCUUGACGAAUUAUUCUAGAAAGUGCCUGACGGGAAAAGACGUUAUGUGUUUUUCUUUAAAAUUUUGAAUCUUAAUGCAGGUUAAAAGGAUAAGUGCUAAUUGACAAACAUUCCUCUUUAGAGGAUCAUCAGUCUUUAGUUAAUUGUUUAAAAUUAUGAUUUCUUCAUUCAUUCACUUAUGACAUUUCAUUCCUUUGUCACACAAUAUUGACAUUUUUGUCAUAUAGUCAAACAAGGAUAUCUGACCUGAAGACGCUGCUAUCGAAGUUAACUGUCAGAAAAUAUGAAAAACUUAUGUGGCUAUAGAAAAUGGCAUAAAAAAAAAACAUGACGUGACAGUUACAGUAUCUUAUGUCCCUUUUUUAAAAGUACAGGAGGGCGCUAGUGAAUUAUCAUAGUUUAGUUGGGAUUUUGCCUACCGGUUCAGAUAUCCUUCUUGGUCUAUAUUUAAUAUAUAGUUCGUUCUUUAUAAGUUUAUAACUGACGCGAAAUAAAGAUAUUCAUAUUACUUUGACAGUUAAUACGUUGAUGGGGUGAAAAACUGCCUUUUGCUUACUAUAGAUGUCGGCAUGAUCAAGUUACU